Molecule: messenger RNA, 936 nt
Organism: Cervus elaphus (red deer)
Lineage: Eukaryota; Metazoa; Chordata; Mammalia; Artiodactyla; Cervidae
Product: olfactory receptor 11G2-like
Exons: 1
Coding region: 1-936 (311 amino acids)
Biological process (GO): G protein-coupled receptor signaling pathway
Cellular component (GO): membrane
Molecular function (GO): olfactory receptor activity; G protein-coupled receptor activity
Source: RefSeq, a predicted model, not a curated record
AUGAAAAUCUCCAACACUCCCAACACCUCCAGCGCCAUCACUGGCUUCAUCCUCCUGGGCUUCCCUUGCCCCAGGGAGGGGCAGAUUCUCCUCUUUGUGCUCUUCUCUGCUGUCUACCUCCUGACCCUCAUGGGCAAUGGUUCAAUCAUCUGUGCUGUGCGCUGGGAUCAGAGACUCCACACCCCCAUGUACAUCCUGCUCGCCAACUUCUCCUUCCUGGAGAUUUGGUAUGUCACCUCCACCGUCCCCAACAUGUUGGCCAACUUCCUCUCUGACAACAAGUUCAUCUCCUUCUCUGGGUGCUUUCUCCAGUUUUACUUUUUCUUCUCCUUGGGUUCUACAGAAUGUUUUUUCUUGGCUAUUAUGGCAUUUGAUCGCUACCUUGCCAUCUGCUGGCCUCUACACUACCCCACUCUCAUGACUGGACGUCUCUGUGCCAAUCUCAUAAUCAGCUGCUGGGUAUUUGGUUUCCUCUGGUUCUUGAUUCCCAUCAUCAUCAUCUCCCAGAUGUCUUUCUGUGGAUCUGGGAUCAUUGACCACUUCCUGUGUGACCCAGGUCCUCUUCUAGCACUCACUUGCGAAAAAGUUCCUGUGAUAGAACUUGUCUUCUCCACUUUAAGUCCUUUGCCCCUCAUCAUUCCAUUUCUCUUCAUCAUGGGAUCUUAUGCUCUGGUCCUGAGAGCUGUAUUGAAAGUCCCUUUAGCAGCUGGGCGAAAAAAGGCUUUCUCCACCUGUGGGUCUCAUCUGACUGUGGUUUCACUGUUUUAUGGCUCAGUCCUCGUAAUGUAUGGGAGUCCAACAUCUGAGCAUGAAGCUGGAAUGCAGAAGAUUGUGACUCUGUUUUAUUCUGUUGUGACACCACUCCUUAACCCUGUAAUAUAUAGUCUUAGAAACAAAGAUAUGAAAAAGGCCCUGCAGAAAUUUCUUAGACUAUAA